AUGGAUAUUUCAGCUGUCCAUACGUUUAAAGAUACAGGGAAUAAUUCUGAAUUAUCAAAGAUUGAAAAAUUUACUUAUUUGAAAUCGUUAUUAGGAGGAGCUGCGUUAAAUGCAGUAUCUGGGUUCUCACUUUCAGAUGAGAAUUAUGACGCUUGUAUAGGUUUGAUUAAAGAAAGGUUUGGACGCGUAGAUUUAGUUAUUUCUUCCCACAUGAAUAAUCUUCUUAAUUUGGAUCCUGUAAAGUAUUCGUCUAAUGUAAAAGCUUUAAGAACACUUUACGAUUCUCGUGAAAUAAACAUAAGAAGUCUGAACUCAUUGGGGAUUGUUUCAGAAUCGUAUGGGAGUCUAUUAGGACCAAUUAUUUUAAAAUUGUUGCCUGAUGAUAUGAAUUUAGAAUUUAAUAGAAAACGUAAUUCGAAAAAACAGUAUAACGUCACGGAGCUUUUGGAUUUCAUUAGAUUAGAGGUAGAAAGUUUGGAAGCCUCGAAUGUAAUUAUAAAUUCAAAGAAAAGGAAAUCAAAUAGUGAGUUUGCGCAGAAUAAAAAUAAUUACUCUAGAAGUGUCCCCACAACUUCGGCGCUAACCACAAUGACUAAUUCAUACUGCUAUUAUUGUAAUGAAAAUACUCAUGAUGUUAGAAAAUGUGAGAAAACAAAUGAACAAAAAAGGAUGAUUCUAAAGAAUCAAGAGCGUUGUUAUAAAUGUUUUAGAAAAGGGAAAAUUGUUUCAGAUUCUGAAGAUAAAGAAAAUGCGAUUGCAUCUUUGUCGCUGAAUUCAAAAACAAUUUCUGAAACUUCUGAUAAAGGUAUAUAUCUGCAAACUUGUACUGUUCAUGUUUCAGAUAAAAAUAGCUUGUUAAGUCGAAUCACGCGCAUUUUGCUUGAUUCAGGAUCACAAAAAACGUUCAUUAAAUCAGAAUUAGCAAAGGAAUUAAAAUUAAAAUGUAUAAGAAGGGAAAAACUGUACAUAUAUUCUUUUGGAUACAUUAAGGGUAAAUUGAAAGAAUAUGAUGUUGUCGAAGUUAAACUAAAAAGUAUGCAUGAACCUAAUAGUUGUAUAACAAUUGAAGCCCUUGUAACAGAUACAAUUUCUGGAGCGCUUAUAAAAGUACCCUCGAGAAGUAUUUUAGAAAUGUUGAAAACGGAAAAUUUACAAUUAGCCGAUAAUGGCGAGUCCUCUGAAAUAGAAUUAUUGCUGGGUUCUGAUUCGUGUUGGGAAGUACAAACAGGGCAAAAGAAACGAAUUAGUAAAAGGUUAUUUGCAGUUUCUUCAUUGUUUGGGUGGUCGUUAGUUGGAGCAUUCGGGGAAAAUCAAUCUAGUGCUUCUAUGUUUACAAUUGGUGCUACGCAAUGUGAUAGCGAGGAUCAUAGCUCAAUUAAUGAUAGUUUGAGAAAAUUUUGGGCUUUAGAUCAUAUGGGUUUGGAGGAAAAAGAUGAUAAAACGAUGAAUUGGUCAUAA
This is a messenger RNA of Uloborus diversus, 1458 nucleotides long. RefSeq lists its product as uncharacterized. The transcript has 3 exons. The record is from RefSeq and is a predicted model, not a curated record. Bases 1 to 1458 code for a protein of 485 amino acids. NCBI's taxonomy places the organism in Eukaryota, Metazoa, Arthropoda, Arachnida, Araneae, Uloboridae.